Miscanthus lutarioriparius is the source of this 885-nucleotide messenger RNA. NCBI's taxonomy places the organism in Eukaryota, Viridiplantae, Streptophyta, Magnoliopsida, Poales, Poaceae. The record is from the annotation of a GenBank genome assembly.
AUGGCCCCAGCCGCGCCGUGCGAGAGCCCGCCGCUGCUGGGCCCAGCGUCCUGCCGCGGGGGACGCCUCUCGUCAGAGCUCCGCUCGUCGGUGCCGGAGUCGGGCGGGUCCUCGCGGGCGUCCAACCCACUAUGCUACCGCUCGCUCAACUCGGCACUGUCGAUCUCAACGGCGAUGGCUGGGAAGCUGACAGCGGCAGGGAGGCCACCACAGCCGCAAGGGCCGAAGGCGGCUGAUCUGAAGAAGGCGGCGAUCGUGGGGGGCAGGAAGGUCGCGGGGAAGCAGGAAGACGUGCACCAGCUGCGGCUGAUGGACAAUUCGUACCUCCAGUACAGGUUCCUCAACGCCCGGGCUGAGGCCGCAGGCAAGGCCAAGGCGGCUGCUGCAGAGAAAUCGUUGUACGGGCUCGAGGAGAAGAUUGCCAGCCUCAGGGCAUCUGUUGCUGAGAAGAGGGCAGAGGUGGAGAGGAUGCAGAGGGAUCAUAGAUUGAGUUCAGUAGUAAAUGCGCAGGUGCCAUAUUUGAAGCAGUGGAGUGACGUUGAGGGGGGCCAUGCAAGCUGCCUUAGAGGGGCAACAACAGCACUAUAUAACGCCUCGUUAAGGCUACCAAUCAUUGGGAGUGUAAAUGCCAACUGCGAGGAACUUACAGAAGUCCUCAAGUCAGCAACACAAUUUCUUGAACCGCUUUCACCUUGUAUCGAAAAUUUCCUGCCAAAGGUCCAACAAAUCGACGAUGUGGCAUGUAAUCUUGCCCAAGUUAUUGCUACUGAGAGAACCUUAAUAGAGGAGUGUGGUAAUCUCCUAUACCAAGUACAGAACCUACAGAUGAGGGAGAGCAGCUUGAGGAGUCAAGUGAUGCAACUGAAAGAAAAUGAAGCGAAGUAA